Episyrphus balteatus (marmalade hoverfly) is the source of this 8662-nucleotide messenger RNA. It is a transcript of the gene da, whose product is annotated as protein daughterless. The record is from RefSeq and is a predicted model, not a curated record. The coding region runs from base 1044 to 2885 and encodes 613 amino acids. Gene Ontology annotation, biological process: regulation of transcription by RNA polymerase II. The transcript has 2 exons. Gene Ontology annotation, cellular component: transcription regulator complex. Lineage: Eukaryota; Metazoa; Arthropoda; Insecta; Diptera; Syrphidae. Gene Ontology annotation, molecular function: protein dimerization activity; DNA-binding transcription factor activity, RNA polymerase II-specific; RNA polymerase II cis-regulatory region sequence-specific DNA binding.
AAACUCAACGAAAACUAAACGAAAACAUGUACGCCGCCAUUUUCUCUCUUGUGCAUUUUAUGUCAAUAUAAGUUUACCAAAUAUAAAUUUUUUUCCCACACAAUUUAAAAAAAAAUCAAAAAUUCUCUAUGUUUUGUUUAAUAUAAAAAAACAAAAUACAUAAAAAUGUGCAACAAUUAUCGGCAUUAUGUAAUAUAAAUCAUAAAAAUAUUCAUCAAACAAUAUUUCUCAAAAAAGUGCUUGCUUUUUCUAUCUCAUUUCUCAAUCAAAAAAAAAAAAAUUUACACACAAGAAGAAAAAAAAAAAAAGUGCAACACAAGAACAUUUUUUUUUUUUUUUGAGCAAUCAAAUCGAGUUCGUGUAGAGUAGAGCACUAAGCAAAAGAGACUUCUACUACAACAACGACGACGAACAAAAAAAAAAAAAACGAAAGAAAAGGAAUUAAAUUAACUUGAAGAAAAAUAAAAAUAAAAUCUAGUGACGACCUCCACAAUCCAAAAAGAAAAUCUCCUCACAAAAAGUUUCCCUUUCUCUCUAAACAAAAAAAACACAACUCAAAUGUUUUCCACGCAACAACCACAAAAACUUCAAAAAUUCUACAAAAGAUUUUACAACAAUUUGUAAAAACAUUUUUGUGUUUCUUUUAUUUUUUUUUUUGUUUAAUUUCUUUUUUUUUAUUUUUGUUUUAUUUUUUUCAUUGAGUUUUUUGCAUUCAAAAAUAUUGUAAACUAUUAAACUUUUUUUUUGUGUGGUUGUGGAAAAACGACGACGACAACAUUCAUCAUCAUCAUCGCCAUCUCCAACAACGUCGUCGUAGUUAGUAGAAGUAGCCAAAGCAGUUCCACAUUCAAAAGCAAGCAACAUUGUUUUGCCUCCGAGCGACGACGAGCGAGACGAGAGACGUGAUAACUAAACAAGAACGUAUUUUAUCUGCCACAUUUCGCCGGGUGAGUUAAUACACGGAAAAGCCUAUUCCCAGAGGCUUCUAGAAAUUUAUCUGACGCUAGUUUUCCUUGGAAACAAAAUAAAUAAUAGGAUAGAAAAUGGCAACGAGUGACGAUGAACCGAUGCACCUGUAUGAGGUAUUUCAAAAUUGUUUUAAUAAAAUAGCAAACAAACAACCAGUUGCAAAUGAUCGAAAUGGCUACCAAUCGCCAUAUGGUGGCGGAGGCGGCGGUGGUGGUCUAGACAAUGGAAUGUAUUCAGCCGAUGAAUUUGUGCACGAUAACCCUGGCAGCAGUGGACGUUUCUCAGUAACUAAAGAUCCAAGCGGCGGAUUAUACCACCAAACAGAACAGUAUUUUGAUGCCACCGGCAACCAUUGGUAUGCCUCGCCAGUUGGCGGCUAUGCUCCUCAAACUCCGUACCAGAAUACGAUAGGCCAUCCUCAGCACAGUGACCAAGACCACCAUCAUAACCUCCACCAUCAGCAACAGCAACAACAACAACACACUCUGACCAGCAGUAUGGUACACAUGGAUGGAAAUCAACAACAACACAAUCCGGCCGCCACCUCUCUACCACCGAUGAGUUCAUUUCGCGGUAACCCAACGGUCCAACAAAUGGGCACCCCAGGAGGUUCCCAAGGUGCUGCUACCGGAUCGCCGGCGGCUCUUUACAGCUCGCCACCCCAUUUGGGACCGCCAACACAUCAACAACAACAUCCACACAGUAUCCCCCAUGCUCAGCACACCCUCCACCACCAGCAGCACAGUCCUGCUCUACAAAGUUCAGUUGCAGCAGCAGCGGCUGCUUCGGCUGCACUUCGAACAAACGCCAUGUACAUCGCGCCAGAUCAAAGUAUUAGUAGUUUCAGUUCGAACCCAUCGACACCGGUCAACUCUCCACCGCCAUUGACAACGGCUCCCAACGCUCAACAAGCCGCUGCUGCUGCACAUCUUCUUCUCUCGGAUAAAGCAGUUGUUGCAGCUACAAGCAGUGCAUCAUGGCAGCACUUGGCAGCUGCCGCUAACCCGGUUCUGAAUGGUUCUGGUGCUGGCCCAGCAUCUUCUGUAGGCAAUAGUUCUGCAAGUGCAUACGCGAAUGACAUUGUGCCACCCAAUCUUCAUAUGUCAUUUCAAGGAGCUCGAAUGGAAGAGCGCCUGGAUGACGCCCUCAAUGUUUUGCGCAACCACUGUGAACCGCAACUCGGGUGUCUCCCCAUGGUUGAUGGUUUGGAUGCUAGCGCCGCUGCUGCGGCUUUGUCCACAUUUGUGCCAACUUCUCCCUCAUCUCACAUUGGCCCCAGCACGAUGACAUCGCCAGGCGAUGUUAUUGGCGGUGGUCUUGGCUCAGAUGUUACUGCAGCCAAUAUUAAAAUGGAGCGAAACCUUCCCGUUGUGCCACCCUCCGCUACCACGACAAAGGCGGCGAAGAAACGAAAAGAGCCCUCAGAUGCUGACUCUAAACCCACUAGUUCAAUGGAGGCCAACUCCAAUGGUCCCGGCAGCAAAGGCAAACGUCCCCGACGCUAUUGCUCCAGUGCCGACGAGGACGAUGGCGAGCCCGUUGUUAAGGCUCUGCGCGAAAAAGAACGCCGUCAAGCAAACAAUGCUCGCGAACGGAUACGCAUCCGAGAUAUAAAUGAGGCUCUCAAAGAACUCGGUCGGAUGUGCAUGACACACCUCAAAUCUGACAAGCCACAAACGAAGCUCGGCAUCCUGAAUAUGGCCGUGGAAGUGAUCAUGACACUAGAACAACAGGUACGUGAACGCAAUCUUAAUCCCAAGGCAGCUUGUUUAAAACGACGCGAAGAGGAAAAGGCCGAAGACGGGCCCAAGAUGUCACAGCAUCAUAUGCUGCCGCAGCCGCCACCAUAUCCGCCGAUGCCUGGGGCACCACCAACGAAUCUACCACCACACAAUCCGGUGCAGCAUCCUCAAUAGCAGUUGAGUUUAUUUCGCCAUCAUCUUUAAUUUUUUUUUUAAUAUUGUUUUUAAAUUUUAGACUUUUUUUUAUAGUUUAACUGUAAAUAAUCUGCAAGAUUUUAUUAUUUAAAGACAUUUAGUAGAUCUAGAUUUCUUCCACACACAAAUGAGAAAAAAAAUAUUAUUAUUUCCCUUUUCCUAUCCUAAGAGUGUAGGUCUCUCUAUGUCUCUCCCCAGGUCGUUCUCUCAACAAACAAAACAAAAAAAAUGAAACUAUUUUCUCUUCCCCUCCCAAAGAGAGAGACUUACCAGACACAAACAAGCACACAUAAAUACACCGUAGAGUAAUUAAAUCAAAAGUUUAACUAAACUACUUACAAAAGAAAACAAAAAAAAAAAUAUAUAAUAAUAAGAAAAAAAUCGUUCGCCAGACAAAAGUACAGCAUUAGAUUAUGUAUAAAACUUUAAACAAAAAUUAUAUAUAUAAAUACAUUAUAUAUAUAGAUUAUAUAUACAAAAAAAAAAGUAAAAGAAAAAAUUUUAGUUCAAAGUUAUCAAAAGGCAGCCAUAUUUAUAUAAAUAAUUAUACAUACAAAAAAAAAAUGAAUAAAAAUGUAUCUGUGAGCGACUCAAAAUGGCUCAAAAAACAUUAAUUCUAUUUAAAAAAACGAAAAAAAAAAAUAUAAUUAAUUACAAUUUAGUAAGAGUUAUAAGGAAACUAAACAAAAAAAAUAAUAAAACGCAAAAAACACAAAUAGACAAGCUAAAUCCUAUAUUUUAAAGCUCAGCUUAAAUUGAUGAGUGGGAGAGAGUAAAUACAUUUCAAACAAAAUACAAUAACAGCGGCAAAGAUGAUAAACUAAACUCCCAAGUUUAAUAGAAAGGGUAUUCAUUCUUCUUUACUACCUUCAGGCUCCAUGCAUGCUUUUUGCCAAGAUUAUUCCACUUGACAGCCUGUGUACCUCACUCAAAAGUGCUAAUAGUCUACUGAUCUUCAACAAAAAAGCUCUUUCGAGUUGAUAUCGUUCCACAUUAUAAAUCCUCGAUGAUGCGUUCAUAGUGUGUUACUCGAUUCUACCAAAUUUUACAGAAGAGUUAAACAAACUUCUUAUUUUUCAUGAAAACUUAAUCAUGAAUGUUUUUUGUUAUGUACUAGUUAACAAAUUGCAUACGAUCCAUGCAAUCAAUACGAUUUUACUACCCAUUUUAGGCAAAACCUCAAAGUUAACUGUAUGGUGUCAUCGUGGGACUAGUCCCCGUAUUUAUAAACAUUGUAUAACUUUAUACAACUGUUAAAAUUUGGAAAAUGUGAUCGAAAACCUUGUUUAUUGUUGUCUUAUAGCUGUCAAACUUAUACACAAGAGUAAAUGGUCUUAACCGCGAAUAAUGUGAUUAUUAUUUUUAUUAAAUGAAGCAUAUUUCCAACAAUUUGAAAAAAAGGUAUGCAUUGUAUAAGUAGACAAAAAUCUAAUAAAUACUGUAGAUUUUUACCAUGAUAGACUAUUGGGCUAUAAAAUGGCUUUUCCCCAAAUAUGAGAUAUUGCAUCUAAGCAGCGUGUCAAUAGUAUUGGCUGUAAAUAUGUUUAAACUUUAGACGUGGAUUUAAUUUCAGACACAGAGUGCGUAACUAAAAAAAACGAUGUACGAAUUAAAUGCCAAUAAUUAAACAGAUUAAUUAAAAUACACCUGAUGAAGUCGAGAAAUUACGCCGAAACGUAGGGAAAAAGUAUGAAAUAAAAAUUUAUAUGGCACUAUACUAAAAAUUUAUAUAGAAGGAAGUGACAAAAAAAAGUCCGAUUCAACAUAAACAAAAAAGUUUUUUGUAUUUAUAAGCCAUUCUUCUACUUUCUUACCCCAAAUGUUAUGUUUCAAUUAAAAUAACAAUUUCAUUCCAUCUUUGGUUUCAAUUUUGAACUAAUUUGCAUUAUUCUAUUUCAAAAAAAGGCCACUGUUUAAUGUUCCGAUCACUCAACAAAUCCCGGUAUUUGCUGAACAUUAGUUUUGAAGUUCUGAGUUUUCAAAUGGAAUGGAAAAAGGGAGGCGGGUAGCAUAUUUCACAUUCGUGUAGUGCUGCUGAAGAAAGAAUAUCUGUAUUUGACGAUACGUCCGAAAUUGUUUGAGAUGAGUAAUGCUAUUUCAUUAGAGCAUUAUUUAUAUAAAUAAUGAUAGAACAACGUGACGCAUCCAAAUCGUGAACAUUAAAACUUUUUUGCUUGAACCGAAAAAGAAAACAACAUUUUUCUUUACUAUAAAAUCUAGGUAAGAAAUUUUUUUAGCAGAAACAUGAGUUGUCAAAAGUGAUUUCACACAAAAAAUAACAAAAAGUGUACAUUUCAGUUAAGGUCUUAUUCUUGAAAGAUAUUUACAAGUAUAGAAUGUUAAUUAUCACAGGAUUUGAAUAGUUAUAUUUAUUUAUUAUUUUAUAAAGAAAAGAUACAUUUAUAUAUAAAUUUGCUAACCGAGCUCACGAUAAUGCCAUUGCUUUAAAUUCUUUAUAUUGUUAACAUAUAUCAAAAGAACAAAUCAAUAAAAUGAAUUGAUUUAAGCGAUUGAUUUCGAUGAUAGAAGAAUUAUCUCUUUUAUCAAAUCAUUAAAAUAAUUACCUUCAAACGUUUUCGUAUCCGUCGAUUCGACUCUUGAUUUAUAAAAGAGGUCAAAAACACCUUUUCGCUCUUUUAAAAGAAUUUUUAAAACAUAAUUUUCAGUAGCUAAUGAGUUGUUGAUUUUAACUUAAAAUUCUUUUAAAAUUAAGAAAUAAUGUAAUGUAAUAAAUGUGACUAGAUACUAUAAUCACAAAAUGAAUGGGGUUGAAUAUCGGCGAAUGGAAAUUGAUAUAUUACGUUUGUCAGUUUUGGCAACACACGAAACAAUUGAACUGGACAGUUCCCUAUAUUGCUCCAAAAACUCACUCCAAUUUUUAUGAACUUCAGCUGUAUGUGUACUCUAGAAUAAUUUUAUUUUGUAGUUUAAUUUUUUUUUAUUAAGAAAGAAUUUUAAAUAAUGGAAUGUAGUUAAAAGGCGUGUUUUUUUGACAAAGCUAUCCGCAGUAGGAUUUCCCAAAUAUCAACAUUGAACAAAAAUGUAUAUGCAUGUACCAAGAGAUAGGAAAACUUAAACUGAAACACUUCAUCAAAAUUAUAUGCGAAGCUUGGUUUAGCUUCUAUUUUUAUCGGCAGCUGCAUGUUGUUUUUUUACUGCAUGUAAACGCCAACUGCGGAUACGGAUAGCAAUGCAAAAAAAAAACACAGCUAUUGAUAUUUAAAAAAAAAAAAUUCUGAAAAGUUAUUAUGCCAAAAAUUUUGUCUCUAGAUCCUCAAAAUUGUGUUGUUAUACCAAUAGAAACGUUCUCGACGACGACAUAAAGGCCCAAUUUAUUCACUCUCCAUUAUAUUUAACGUCCCCAUUAAAAAUUAGAAAUCUUUUAAAAUUUAUUUAUUUAUUUUAAAAUUUCCCUUUUAUAAUGCUUACAUUAUUAAAUUUAACAAUAGAGUGUAUGUAAAUAAAUUGAGCCUAAGUUUCUUUAGACUCGUAUUUUAUAAUAUCUUGUAACACAGCUUUCAUUUAAUGUUUCAGCUGCGUUAUGAUUUAUUAUUCUCUCCAUUUUGUGUUUAUACAAUCUAAUAGGCUUUGUGAAAGAUUCUAUACCUUUCUUUUGUCAACGUUCUUUUUAAUAAUUAUAUUGACAAAAUUUAGGUAUUAUUUCUAUUAAAAGCUUAAUUAAGAAAAAAAAGUCAUUUGUCUGUUAACGUAAUAUUCAACGUUUCUUAUAAUAUCCUUUUUUUAAUUAACUAACUGAACAAAAUUAAUACUUAUUGAAUUUCAAAUGUUCUCAAAUUCUACAACACCAUAAAAAAUCACAAAUCGUCGACUUAGAGUGUAAACCUGCUAACUCAAAUGAUUUAAAAAAUUUGAUUAAAAAUACAAAAAGCUUUCAAAUCUUAUCAAAUGGUAUGGAGUGUAACGAAUAACUUAGGUUUAUUGUAAACAAAGGAGAAAAUAAUUAAAAAUUACUUUUAUUUUAAGUGGGCGAAACGCAUUGGAGUUGAGGUCAUUUGAAGACAUUUAAAAAAAUUAAAAUAAGACAAAUUCAUAAAAUACUUUAACAACUUAAUUAUUUGUAAAUAAAUCGAGUUUCGUACCUCGUUGUUAGCUUUCGGCAUAACUUACAUGUAUUUCUGCUUCAAGAAAUUCUUUAUACUAAAUCUCAUAGUAAAGGAAACCUCUAGUGAGGAAAAAUUGGUUUAAGGCAGAUUUGAUGCAGUUCAACGAUCUCAAUUGUCUAAAAGGAAGAGUUUGCGAGAAAUAUGAGCUUGAACAUGGACAACUACUAAGAAGAUGAUAGGCAGAAUACAUAACAUAUUUCAAAUUGUUCGUAGUACCAAGAGUAACCAUUAUUAAAAAUGUUUCAAAUUGGAAACUAUUGUACUGUUUUUUAAAAUCAAUUUAUAAGUAUAGAAAACUACUAAUGACUGAAUUCGUUUAAAUCAAUUCAUUUAAAUUUUAUUAUAUAAAGUAAAAUGACCUCAUAAAAUUUCCCAACUGAGCUGAGUUUUAAAAUUCUGUACCUAUGUUUAUUCAAAUUUUGUAUUGAAAUGUUGAUAAAUAAAAUGAAUUACUUACUACUAGUACCAAUAGUCAGUUAUUCAUUUUAUUACAAACUCAUAUCUUCUCCUUUUUUAUGCUCCUUUCUAUUCUUUUAACCAAUCUAAUCAAUUGUAUACAUACAACACCUACAUUUCGUCUUCAAAAUUGUUUUUUCUUAAUCAUAGAAAAAUUCAACCCUUUCUUUAUUCAUCCAAAUCCUUCACAACCUAACCUCUGGGAAACACAAUGAAAUCCGAGUGAGAUGAUUCGGCUUGCCGCGUUAUCACCCCGUACAAUCUUAAAUAACCUUAAUUAGAAUAAUUUUAUUCUAAUAUUUGUAUAAUUGAAAAGAAUGCACAUUAUAAGGACAAUGUCUUGAAAAAGUUACUAGCCCAGCGUAGUAUCCAGUCUAGCUAGACCAGGUACUUGGUCACAAGAAAAAGUUAGGACCCGAGUAUUUCUUCACAUAUAUAGGAAUCGAUUUAAGUUCCAAGAUGGUACUUAUAACUUGUUCGAUGUACAUAUAAAAUUGGGCUGUCAUUCUGACAAUAUUUUGAUGUUUGAAAUAUUUUAUUUUGAUACUUUCAACGGCCGAUUUCUUCACAGAGUGCUAAUACCGGUCCUAGUCUUAAAUUUAGUACUCAAAUUGGUAUCAGCUCAUUUUGUUCACUCAGGUUUUAAGCCCUAGAACUGUAAAUUUAGGACCGAGUAGGUACUAGUUAAGACUUGGUACUAGCUAGCUCCUCAAAAUUAGCUAGGACCUGGUUAUUAUAUCAAUCGUUAGUACUCAAAUCAGUACCGAGUAUAAGUUAGGACUCGAUGUUAGUGAGGAACUAAAAACCGACAGUCUAAUGGCAUUAGUAAUAAUACAGUAGUCAAAAAAUGCAUCAUCUCAAAACUGCGUUUUUGUUCACUAUUCUUUUUUCAAAACCGAGGUCCCAAUUUUAAAAUGAAUUCUUCUAAAUGUAAUCUAUUUGGAUUUGAUAUUUGAUAAAUGCCGAAUGACCAAAAUAUUAAAUAGAAGGAUUUGCUCAUACACUAAUCAGUAUUCAUUCACAUUUCUCAGUGAAUAGACCAAGAAUUUUUGCCAAUAUCGGCUUAUUUUCUUUGCUCUCAAGUUCUCAACUCAUCUUUUUUCAUAUUCUAUGAAUAAAUAGAAUAUUUAGCUGUAAAGCUAUAAAAAAUUAUAGGAAUAAUGCUUGAAAUAAAUU